AUGGCUGACAUUGCUAUCCAUCCGACUACUGCUGUGAUAGUCAACAAUGCAUCUACUCAUACAUCUUCGUUGCCCCCUCAGAUGGCGGAUAUGGCGGAUAUUGUGCUCCUAGAUAGCAGCGUCAAGGCACCCUUCGACUCUAUCCGCCAGCUCUUUGACCAUCUCCGAGCCAGCCCGGAAGCGGCAGAUGCUCUUAAUGCCUGCUAUCCGUCUCGUGGAGUCUUCAAGAGUGCUGCAUUGAAGAACAGCAUCUCGGAUCAGAAGCUUACCAUCGACAUUUCGCCAAACCGCCUAGCUUGCAUCCCUGCUGAGUUGCAGUCAUCUCUAUCCCCUCACGGCUUUGAUGAAGUCAUCGCCUUUUUCUCGGAGUUAACUUCGAAGCAUCUCGAUAAUAUGUUAUCGAUGCUAGGCGCAGCUGCUGGUGCCGACUUAUUCCCGCUCCACCGUAGCCGUAACCUCAACUUCCGGCUCUGUGAUUAUCCCCCUGUCACGGCAGCCCCGGAGAGCGAGAAUGGCUGUGGCGCUCAUCGCGAUUACGGUACCUUCAGCAUCAUCUUCCAGGAUGGUACAUCGGGACUUGAGAUCGAAGACCCGUCUCAGCCCGGAGCAUGGCUUCCCGUUCCGGCUGACAAGGUUGUCAUGCUCUGUGGCUGGUGCGCAUUUAUCAUCAGUGGCGGCGAGCUUCGAGCUGUCAGACACAGAGUCCGCCGCCAGCCUGGCGUCAGAAGACUCAGCGCUGUCUUGUUUGUGGCGCCGGAUCUAGAUGUGGCUUUGAAGCCAAUCGCUCAGGGCAAAGAUACCCUCCGGUUCUCAUCUGAGGUAUUGGAGGGUAAGAUCAACGUGGGUUGGUUCAAGGAGUUCAUGGGAAAGAGAUGGCGAUGGCGCGAGGGUAACGCUCAGCUUGAGGACGGUGAGGAUAUCACCCAGGAUGAAGAUAUUGAGCGAUUGAUUCUGGGUUAG
Molecule: messenger RNA, 960 nt
Organism: Daldinia childiae
Lineage: Eukaryota; Fungi; Ascomycota; Sordariomycetes; Xylariales; Hypoxylaceae
Exons: 1
Coding region: 1-960 (319 amino acids)
Molecular function (GO): dioxygenase activity
Source: RefSeq, a predicted model, not a curated record